Molecule: messenger RNA, 2937 nt
Organism: Diceros bicornis minor
Lineage: Eukaryota; Metazoa; Chordata; Mammalia; Perissodactyla; Rhinocerotidae
Gene: USP45
Product: ubiquitin specific peptidase 45
Exons: 18
Coding region: 35-2482 (815 amino acids)
Biological process (GO): protein deubiquitination
Molecular function (GO): zinc ion binding; cysteine-type deubiquitinase activity
Source: RefSeq, a predicted model, not a curated record
GCUCGGCCCGGCGGGCCUUUUCAGUAAAUAACAGAUGCGGGUGAAAGAGCCAUCCCAAGCUUUACCUGAAAAAGCCAAAAGAAGUAAAAGGCCCAGCACACCUCACGAUGAAGACUCUUCCGACGACAUUGCUGUAGAUUUCACUUGCCCACAUGUAAAUCAUGCUGUCAGUGUGAAUCAUGUGAAAAGAGCAAUAGCUGAGAAUCUGUGGUCAGUUUGCUCAGAAUGUUUAAAAGAAAGAAGAUUCUAUGAUGGACAGCCAGUACUUCUUUCUGAUGUUUGCUUGUGCCUCAAGUGUGGUUUUCAGGGAUGUGGUCAGAGCUCAGAAAGACAGCAUUCAUUGAAGCACUUCAAGAGUUGGAGAACAGAGCUUCAUUGUAUUAUAAUUAAUCUGAGCACAUGGAUUAUAUGGUGUUAUGAGUGUGAUGAAAAAUUAUCAACGCAUUGUAAUAAGAAGGUUUUGGCUCAGACAGUUGAUUUUCUCCAGAAACAUGUUUCUAAAACACAAACAAGUGCAUUUUCUAGAAUCUCAAAACUUUGUGAAGAAAAAUGUGAAACAGAUGAAAAGAUGAGAGGAAGAAAAGGCAGCAGUGUAACAUCUGUAAGAGGAAUUACGAAUUUAGGAAAUACUUGCUUUUUUAAUGCAGUCUUGCAGAACUUGGCACAGUCUUACAUUCUUACUGAGCUGAUGAAUGAGAUCAAAGAAAAUGGGACAAAACUCAAGAUUUCUCCUUCCUCAGACUCUCAGCUGGACCCAUUAGUGUUGGAACUUUCAAGCCCUGGACCAUUGACCUCAGCCUUGUUCCUGUUUCUUCACAGCAUGAAGGAGACUGAAAAAGGACCACUUUCUCCUACAGUUCUUUUUAAUCAGCUUUGUCAGAAGGCCCCUCGAUUUAAAAGUUUCCAACAACAGGACAGUCAGGAGCUUCUGCAUUAUCUGCUGGAUGCUGUGAGGACAGAAGAAACAAAGAGAAUACAAGCUAGCAUUCUAAAAGCAUUUAAUUACCCAACUAUUAAAACUGCUGAUGAUGAAACCAGAAAAAAAGUCAAAGCAUACGGAAGAGAAGGUGUGAAAAUGAACUUCGUAGAUCAAAUCUUUAUUGGUGAAUUAACCAGCACGGUCAUGUGUGAAGAAUGUGCAAAUAUCUCCACAGUGAAAGAUCCUUUUAUUGAUAUUUCACUUCCUAUAAUAGAAGAAAGGGUUUCAAAACCUGUACUUUGGGGAAGAAUGAGUAAAUAUAGAAGUUUACAGGAGACAGAUAAUGGUCAGUACAGUGGCACUGUUACUUUGGAAAAUACUCAUCAACCCAGAGUCAACAAGAAGCAUUCUUCAUCUAAAGAUAAGAAUCAACUAAUUCAUGGCAGAAAACAUAUAAGAAAAUUGUCAUCUGAAGAAGAUAAAGCUGUUGUCAUCCACCAGAAAAAUGAAAACCUUGAAAUAGAUGGGGAUUCUUCAGUGUUGGCAAGCAGCAUCAUGAAUACUGAACCGACUCUGACUGGAAGCCCUACCAAUGGCAGUGAAAAAGAAGCCAGCCAUUCUGAAAGUAGUGUUGAUGCUGACAGUGAAGCUUCAGAAUCUGAAAGUGCUUCUAAGCAGACUGUGUUGUUGAGAUCCAGUGGUGGAUGCGUUGUGCACACAAAGGGACAUCCCUCAACAAGUGAACCGCCCGCCAGGAAGACUGACAGUGGUGAUGAGGAAGUGGCUGAAGCUAUUUCUGGACUUCAUUUGAGCGGCACUGUAACUGGAGAUAGAGAUUUUAAAAAGGAAAAUCAGCCACUAAAUGUUCCAAAGAAUUUAUGUUUUUCAGGGGAGAAGCAUAUGAUGUCUCACAGCCCCCAAAAUGCUUUUCAAACCCUUUCUCAGAGCUAUAUAACUACUUCUAAAGAAUGUUCAGUUCAGUCCUGUCUCUACCACUUUACAUCCAUGGAGUUACUAAUGGGAAAUAAUAAGCUUCUGUGUGAGAAUUGUACUGAAAAGAAACAAAAGUACCAAAAGAAAACCAGUUUUGCAGAAAAGAAAGUAGAAGGGGUUUAUACAAAUGCCAGGAAGCAAUUGCUCAUUUCUGCUGUUCCAGCCAUCCUAAUUCUCCAUCUUAAAAGAUUCCAUCAGGCUGGCUCGAGUCUUCGCAAAGUAAACAGACAUGUAGAUUUUCCACUUUUGCUUGAUUUAGCACCAUUCUGUUCUGCUACUUCUAAGAAUGUAAGCGUGGGAGAUAAAGUUCUCUAUGGUCUCUAUGGCGUAGUGGAACAUAGUGGCUCGAUGAGAGGAGGCCACUACACCGCUUAUGUGAAAGUGAGAACACCCUCCAGGAGAUUAUUGGAACAUAUCACUGGAAAGAAAAAUGUACCUGGUUUGAAAGAACCUGAUAGGGAGUCAGCAGGCCAGUGGGUCCAUGUCAGUGACACUUAUGUGCAGGUGGUUCCAGAGUCAAGAGCACUUAGUGCACAAGCGUACCUUCUUUUUUAUGAAAGAAUAUUAUAAUUAUUCGUCAAUUAUUAGUGGUAAUGAUUAUUUAGAUCACUUUUAUUUAAAUGCUGCCAUGAUAACCAUAGUAUGCAAUGUGCCUUUGUAGUCUUUUCUCUUCUGUAGGAAUAGCAUGUCCCUCAAAUGCUCCUGAACAUUUUUACCAUUUUGAUGAAUCCUUUUAAAGUAAAGUAAAUUUACUCAGUGCUUUCAAAUGUAUAUUCUUAAACUAAAUGUAAACACAUGUUUUUAAAAAAAUAUUUAUCCUGGAAAAAACCCAGAAUUUACCAUACUAGAGGAAAAUCCUUUAUGAUGUGGCUUAUUAUUACAAGCAUCCAGAAAUGAUGCUGACUAAAUUAAAUCAUUCCCUAAAACAGUGUUUCCCAAAUGUGAGUCACAUACCACCCUUCUGAUCUCGUAUAUAUGUAUAUAUAUCUCCUGUGCCAUUGUUUACUUAUUAUUUUUAACCUUAU